AGUCAAAGUUCAGCCAUGAAUUAUAAACGUCCGUUUCUUUCGUUACCAGUUUUUUUACUUAGCAGUGUUUUCUAUUUUGGAAAUUUGUUUCCAAUAACGGUGUCAUUAGCAAACCAUGCCACUCAUUUGAAAACCCAAAGAUAUAACAAUAUCACUCACACAAUUUCUGGGCGGAAUCUUAGUAACACGCCAUUGGUAGGAAAUGAAAUAAGCAUGGAAGAUUACUCACAAUAUCCACCAGUUGAUUUCGACCUGGCAGAAGCAGAUAAAAACGACGUAAUCUACAAAUUAUUCCGAGAUUCGACUGCCGAUUAUAAAAUCCUAACCGAAGGGAACGUGGCAAAUGAAAGUCUGGAUAAAACCAUACCCACGGUUUUGUUGAUACACGGAUGGACAACGGACGACACCUCACCAUGGUUCGCACCGAUUAGAGAAGAAUACUUCAAACUAGGUCCUCAUAAUGUUUUUUACAUAAACUGGUCCGUGGCAGGAAACAAGUCGUACGAGGUUUCAAGUGCGAAUGUGAAGCCAGUGGGAAAAUUCAUUGCUGAGUUCCUAAUAGCAUCUGAAGUUCCACAGCAACGGAUUCAUAUUAUAGGUCAUUCCCUUGGUUCGCAACUAGCAGGUUUCAUAGGAAAAUCUAUGUUCCAGUUAACUGGCAAAAAGAUUGGGCGGAUUACAGCACUGGAUCCAGCUGGUCCUAAAUUCGGACGCCCUGAAAUGACAGACGAUGAAAAAAUGUGUGAGAAAGAUGCUGAAUUUGUUGACGUUGUACAUACAGAUAUCCAGCAUUAUGGAUACACGGAACCUAUUGGACACGUAGAUUUCUAUCCAAAUGGAGGUCAGCAUCAACCAGGCUGUCCACCUCUAAAAGAAGAUGACAACUGCAGCCACGCAAGAUCCACGUUGUUUUUCAUUGAAUCGUUAUGGAAAAAAACCGAAGCAGUAGAGGCCAAUUUCACCAAAGAAGGGUCCAAAAUUACAAUAUCCAAAAAAGAAAAUGGAAAAGUAAUUACAUUUGGGCAACACGUGGAUUGGAAUUCUAGGGGAGUUUAUUAUUUCAACACCAAUCCCCAGCAACCUUUCCUGAUAUAACAUGCAGUAUUUGUGAUUGUAUUAUAGUCCUGAUACAACUUCAAAAAAUGUAAUUGUGAAAAUUGUAUUGGUGUGUCCUUCCUAUCUUCCAGACACGACUUUGAACUUUGCUUUGUUUCUUCAAUAUUUGAUUCAAUAAAUAAUAUUUCUCAACUCGAA
Molecule: messenger RNA, 1254 nt
Organism: Leptinotarsa decemlineata (Colorado potato beetle)
Lineage: Eukaryota; Metazoa; Arthropoda; Insecta; Coleoptera; Chrysomelidae
Biological process (GO): lipid catabolic process
Molecular function (GO): lipase activity; serine hydrolase activity
Source: RefSeq, a predicted model, not a curated record